Molecule: messenger RNA, 2093 nt
Organism: Melospiza melodia melodia
Lineage: Eukaryota; Metazoa; Chordata; Aves; Passeriformes; Passerellidae
Gene: TKT
Product: transketolase
Exons: 14
Coding region: 103-1986 (627 amino acids)
Biological process (GO): pentose-phosphate shunt, non-oxidative branch
Cellular component (GO): endoplasmic reticulum membrane; extracellular exosome
Molecular function (GO): transketolase activity; thiamine pyrophosphate binding
Source: RefSeq, a predicted model, not a curated record
GGCCCCGGUGAGCCGCGCCGCCGCAUCGCAAAGCCCGUCCUCAGAGCAGGUCCAGCCGCCACCGCCCGAGACCCGCCGCCGCAGCCCUCCCGCGUCGCACACAUGGAGGAUUACCACAAACCCGACCAGCAGACGCUGCAGGCGCUGAAGGACACGGCCAACCGGCUCCGCAUCAGCUCCAUCAAGGCCACGACCGCGGCCGGCUCCGGCCACCCUACAUCAUGUUGCAGUGCAGCAGAGAUUAUGUCUGUGCUGUUUUUCCAUACCAUGAGGUACAAAGUGCAAGACCCCAGAAACGCCAGCAACGACCGGUUUGUCCUUUCAAAGGGUCAUGCAGCACCAAUUUUGUAUUCUGUUUGGGCAGAAGCUGGCUUUCUACAAGAAGCAGAUUUACUGAACUUGAGGAAAAUUGAUUCUGUCCUAGAAGGACACCCAGUGCCAAGACAAGCCUUCACUGAUGUGGCUACUGGAUCCCUUGGGCAGGGUCUUGGCGCUGCUUGUGGAAUGGCAUACACUGGCAAAUUCUUUGACAGAGCCAGCUAUCGAGUGUACUGUCUGCUUGGAGAUGGAGAGUUAUCUGAAGGCUCUGUUUGGGAGGCAAUGGCCUUUGCUGGCUUUUACAAGCUUGAUAAUCUUGUUGCUAUAUUUGAUAUUAAUCGUCUUGGACAAAGUGACCCUGCUCCUCUGCAGCAUCACGUUGAAAUCUACCAGAAACGCUGCGAGGCCUUUGGCUGGCAUGCCAUCAUUGUGGAUGGACACAGUGUGGAGGAGCUUUGCAAAGCCUUUGGCCAGGCCAAACAUCAGCCAACAGCCAUCAUUGCAAAGACUUUCAAAGGCAAAGGCAUAUCAGGUGUUGAAGAUAAGGAAAGCUGGCAUGGAAAGCCCCUUCCAAAAAAUAUGGCUGAACAAGUCAUUCAGGAAAUAGAUGACAGAAUCCAGAACAAGAAAAAACUUUCUCCAGCCCUUCCAGAAGAAGAUGCACCUAUAGUAAAUAUUAGAAACAUUAAGAUGCCAUCUCCACCAACUUACAAAGUGGGAGAAAAGUGGGCCACCCGCAAGGCUUACGGGGUUGCGCUUGCAAAACUGGGCCACGCCAACGAUCGAGUGAUUGCCCUGGAUGGCGACACAAAGAACUCCACCUUCUCUGAGCUCUUCAAGAAGGAACAUCCCAGUCGCUACAUUGAGUGCUACAUUGCUGAGCAGAACAUGGUGAGCAUUGCAGUUGGCUGUGCCACUCGUGACAGGACCGUUGCUUUUGCCAGCACCUUCGCCACCUUCUUCUCGCGGGCGUUCGACCAGAUCCGCAUGGCCGCCAUCUCCGACAGCAACAUCAACCUGUGCGGCUCCCACUGCGGCGUCUCCAUCGGUGAGGAUGGGCCAUCUCAGAUGGGGCUGGAGGAUCUGAGCAUGUUCCGGGCUAUUCCCAACUCCACUGUGUUUUACCCCAGUGAUGCUGUAGCCACUGAAAAAGCAGUGGAAAUAGCUGCCAACACCAAGGGCAUUUGUUUCAUCAGAACCAGUCGUCCUGAAAACCCUGUCAUUUACAACAACAAUGAGGACUUCCAUAUUGGACAGGCAAAGGUGGUUUUGAAGAGUAAGGAUGACCAAGUGACUGUGAUUGGAGCAGGAGUCACUCUGCAUGAAGCACUGGCUGCAGCAGAGCAGCUGAGAAAAGAAAAGAUCUACAUCCGUGUGAUUGAUCCCUUCACCAUAAAGCCCCUGGAUAAGAAGACAAUACUUGAAAAUGCAAGAGCAACCAAGGGCAGAAUCAUCACUGUUGAGGACCAUUACCAUGAAGGCGGCAUGGGCGAAGCCGUGUGCGCCGCCGUGGUGGGCGAGCCCGGCGUCACCGUCACUCGCCUGGCCGUGUCCCACGUGCCCCGCAGCGGGAAGCCAGCGGAGCUGCUGAGGAUGUUUGGCAUUGACAAGGAUGCCAUCAUGCAGGCGGUGAGGGCAGCCCUGUCCAAGUCCAGGAACGCCGAGUAGACGGGAGCAUCUCGUGCUGUGUAACAAGGAGCUGCGUUCGGAGAGGUUAAGGCAGGCAAAGGUGCUUUAUGUAGAGAGUUCUAAUAAAAUACCAGCUUAAAAAACUU